UUAUAGAAUCAUAUCUAUUCCAAACUUCCAAAUUUACAUGUGAGAAAAUUCAGACCUUGAGUUUAAGAGUGAACUUCCCAAGGUCAUUUGGAUAAAAAUAUAUUAAACUCAUCACCAUAAAUGAACCUACAACAAAUACUAGAUUAUUUGGCUAUAAUUUUUACUUUUAUCCAUUAGUUUUUAAUUAGUGACAUAAAUUCUCUGCCUUUGUUUAGUUCUGUAUUUCAUCAAAUUAUUUAGUCUUUGUUGACAAAUUUCUCCUCCUCCUCUUCCUUCUCCUUUCCUCCACCUCCUCCUGUUCAUCCUCAUCUUCCUCCACCUCCUCCUCCUGAUCUUCUCAUUCUAGGAUUUGGGCACUAAAGGAGUAUGGACCUAAGAAAUUAUACUUUGCUACAGGGGUUUAUUCUGCUUGGCUUCUCUGACCAUCCCAAACUGGAGAUGGUCCUGUCAGCAGUUGUCACUCUCUUCUACUUAAUUACUUUGGCUGGUAACACAGCCAUCAUUCUCGCAUCCCUCCUGGAUCCCCAUCUCCACACACCAAUGUAUUUUUUCCUCAGGAAUUUAUCCUUCCUGGAUCUAUGUUUCACAACCAGCAUCAUCCCCCAGAUGCUGGUUAACUUGUGGGGACCUGAUAAGACCAUCAGCUAUGUGGGCUGUGUCAUUCAGCUCUAUGUUUACAUGUGGUUUGGCUCCACUGAGUGCCUUCUCCUAGCUGUUAUGUCCUAUGAUCGUUUUACAGCUAUUUGUAAGCCCUUGCAUUAUUUGGUAAUCAUGAACCCACAUUUGUGCUUCAAGAUGACUACCAUGGUCUGGAGUAUCAGUUUGGCCAAUUCAGUUGUAUUAUGUACACUCACCCUGAAUUUGCCUAGAUGUGGAAACAAGCUUCUGGAUCAUUUCUUGUGUGAGUUGCCAGCUAUGGUCAAGAUAGCUUGCAUAGACACCACAGCAGUUGAAAUGUCUGUUUUUGCUUUAGGCAUUGUCAUUGUCCUUACACCCCUCAUCCUUAUUCUUAUAUCCUAUGGUUACAUUGCCAAAGCUGUGCUGAGAAUGAAGUCAAAAGCAGGCCAACGAAAAGCAGUUAAUACCUGUGGAUCUCAUCUCACUGUGGUGUCCAUCUUCUAUGGAACUAUUAUCUACAUGUACCUACAACCAGGUAACAGUGCCUCCAAAGACCAGGGCAAGUUCCUCACCCUCUUUUACACCAUCAUCACUCCAAGUCUCAAUCCUCUUAUUUACACCUUAAGGAAUAAAGACAUGAAAGAUGCACUGAAGAAGCUGAUGAGAGUUGACCACAAAUCUACAAAAUCGAAGAGGAACUAGAAGUCAUAAAAAAAGCAUGGAUAAGGCAAUGAAAUGUUUUCUAGUUGUCUUUUAUUUUUACUGAG
Messenger RNA from Vicugna pacos (alpaca), 1385 nucleotides. Its product is annotated as olfactory receptor 2W1. Gene Ontology annotation, molecular function: olfactory receptor activity; G protein-coupled receptor activity. Gene Ontology annotation, biological process: G protein-coupled receptor signaling pathway. Gene Ontology annotation, cellular component: membrane. Lineage: Eukaryota; Metazoa; Chordata; Mammalia; Artiodactyla; Camelidae. The record is from RefSeq and is a predicted model, not a curated record.